Molecule: messenger RNA, 1683 nt
Organism: Bipolaris maydis ATCC 48331
Lineage: Eukaryota; Fungi; Ascomycota; Dothideomycetes; Pleosporales; Pleosporaceae
Product: Metalloenzyme, LuxS/M16 peptidase-like protein
Cellular component (GO): mitochondrion
Molecular function (GO): metal ion binding; metalloendopeptidase activity
Source: RefSeq, a predicted model, not a curated record
AACCCCAACCCCCCAUCACCGCCCCAUCUCCAUUCCUCCCCUGCACAGCGAGCAGACGCAAUGGCUUCCCGGCGGCUCGCACUCAACCUGCAGCAGAGCAUGCGCUCUCGCUCCGCCAUCAGCGCCGUCAAGUCAUCGAGACAGUCGCCUUUGACACGAGGCCUGGCCACGCCCAUUUCCUACGGCGCAAAGACCGAGUCGACCACGCUCAAGAAUGGCUUCACGAUUGCUACCGAGCACUCCCCGUGGGCCCAGACCUCCACCGUCGGUGUGUGGAUCGACGCAGGAAGCCGCGCAGAGACGGACGAGACCAAUGGAACUGCACACUUCUUGGAGCAUCUUGCUUUCAAGGGCACCCAGAAGCGCACGCAGCAGCAAUUGGAACUCGAGAUUGAGAACAUGGGCGGACACUUGAACGCCUACACUUCGCGCGAAAACACCGUCUACUACGCCAAGGCUUUCAACAACGACGUCCCCGCCGCCGUCGACAUUCUCUCUGAUAUCCUCCAAAACUCCAAGCUCGAGCCCGCCGCGAUUGAGCGCGAGCGUGAUGUCAUUCUCCGCGAGCAGGAAGAGGUAGACAAGCAGCUUGAGGAGGUCGUUUUCGACCACCUCCACGCCACCGCUUUCCAGGGCCAGCCCCUCGGCCGCACCAUCCUCGGACCCAAGGAGAACAUCCAGAGCAUCCAGCGCGCCGAUCUCGAGAACUACAUCAAGACCAACUACACUGCUGACCGUAUGGUCCUUGUCGGUGCUGGUGGCAUUCCCCACGAGCAACUCGUCGACCUUGCCGAGAAGUACUUUGCCAACCUACCCUCCGAGCCCCAGGACUACUCUGCCAAGUCUCUUGCUGCUGAGCAGAAGCAGAAGCCCGACUUUGUUGGAUCCGAGGUUCGUCUCCGUGAUGAUACCAUGGGUACCGCCAACAUUGCCAUCGCCGUUGAGGGUGUGAGCUGGAGCGACCCCGACUACUUCACUGCGCUCGUCACACAGGCUAUUGUUGGCAACUGGGACCGCGCCAUGGGUACCUCUGACUACCUUGGUAGCAAGCUCAGCAACUUUGUCUCCCAGCAUGGUUUGGCCAACAGCUUCAUGAGCUUCUCCACCAGCUACUCUGACACUGGUCUCUGGGGUAUCUACCUCAACAGCUCCAACCUGACCCAGCUUGACGACCUUGUCCACUUUACCCUCCGCGAGUGGACUCGCCUUUCCAUGAACGUCAGCUCUGCCGAGGUUGAGCGCGCCAAGGCCCAGCUCAAGGCCUCCAUCCUUCUUGCUCUUGACGGCACCACUGCCGUUGCCGAGGACAUUGGUCGCCAGAUUGUUACUACCGGCCGCCGGUUAUCACCCGAGGAGGUUGAGCGCGUUGUUGGCCGCAUCACAGAGAAGGACGUGAUGCAAUUUGCCCGCAACAGGCUAUGGGACAAGGACGUUGCCAUUUCUGCCGUCGGCCAGAUUGAGGGUCUUUUGGACUACAACCGUAUCAGGAACGACAUGAGCAGGAUGCUUUCAUAAGCAUGUGUAAGUAAGAGGAGAAAAGUAGGGGAGGGGGGCAGAGAGUGUGUAUCUGUGUCUGUGUUGGUGUAGAGUUAUAGAGUUGGCAGCUGUGAGCGUUUUUCUCCGAACAGCAUGCGAGACCUGUAUUUUGUGUACACUUAUGUCGAAUUUGACAAAGAAGAUUUU